AUGACCACGUUAGCGUCAUUAUCGUUAUGCGAUAGUGCAUCUGAGUACAAAACAACACAACAACUUCAGCGAAUUGAUGAUUCAACUAAAACUAUGUCUAAUAAUUAUGAUAAAAAUGGAAUACAACCACCAGAUUUACAUAAAAGGGCAGAGUGGAGAAUGCUUAAUGUGAGUCCAAGGACAGGUAUACUCGUAGCCACAACAGCGGCAUGGAUGGGGCUUUCAGUUUUAACAGGAGGUGGAGUUCAGAUUGCUGGCGUGGUGUUAGGUGCUGUAUGGGCUGCAGCGGCUGCCAUACUGGCACAUUAUGACGAAAAUAGUGGUUCAAUUUCUUCUAAGAGAAACCUUGCUCUAGGGUUAUACAACAAAGCUAUAGAUGAUGGUAGUAAAAUUUCAACUAAACAUGGACUCAUGUAUGAUUUGAGAAGUCUAUUAGACAAUGACUUAGAGAAACGAAGCCAAGAGUUACAAGAGAUAUAUAACAUCCUUGAUGACGGUGGGAUGAAUGGUGUGGUAUUGAUCAAACGAGAAAUUUAUAAAAACAUCGUCAAUGCAAGUCUUUUUGAACAAUUGAAAGAUCAUUUCUUGUGGGUAUAUGAGAAUGGAACUGCUACCAUUGCAGUUGGAGCCGAUCACUUAAGUAACCACGAAAUGGCUCAAAGAAUUGCAUUAGCACUGCCUGGUGAGCCUUAUAAUAGUGCUGAGAAUAACAGUACUAACGAUGUACGUUCUAAUACUUUUCCAGCUGAUUGGAUAUCGUACAACUUUGAUAAUGUCAACCAUGAUCUAGCCAAAUCUUGGUGGAUAGACAAUAUGCGUUACACACCAAACUAUGAAGCGUUAUUGGGUGAUUACAUGGAUCAUGGCGAAAUAUAUUUUAACACCUAUGGUGGUGUGGACUCACAGUGCAACGAUGAUCAUGAUGGUGCUCAAAUGCCAUAA
Molecule: messenger RNA, 942 nt
Organism: Candidozyma auris
Lineage: Eukaryota; Fungi; Ascomycota; Pichiomycetes; Serinales; Metschnikowiaceae
Exons: 1
Coding region: 1-942 (313 amino acids)
Source: RefSeq, a predicted model, not a curated record